Macadamia integrifolia is the source of this 432-nucleotide messenger RNA. Its product is annotated as biorientation of chromosomes in cell division protein 1-like. The transcript has a single exon. The record is from RefSeq and is a predicted model, not a curated record. NCBI's taxonomy places the organism in Eukaryota, Viridiplantae, Streptophyta, Magnoliopsida, Proteales, Proteaceae. Bases 1 to 432 code for a protein of 143 amino acids.
AUGACACUGGAUAUAAGUGAGGUCUCACUUGAUGAGGCUGAGGAGGAAAAACCAAUGGAGGUGGAGGGUCAACUGGGAGAUGAUGCCGGGGUUGUUGGCAGAGGUGCUGAGGGAGAUGGUGGAGAUGCUAAUGGGGCUGUUGGUGGUGGUGGUGCUGGUAGAGGUGCUAGUGGAGCUAGUGGUGGUGUUAGCAAAGGUGCUGGUGGGGUUGGUGGUGAUGCUGGUGGUGUUCCACCACUUGACCCACAGACUAUGGGUUCCACUGUUGCCUCUUCCCGUAGCACUAGGGACGUGAGACCUUAUGGUCACAAUGAUGUGAUGGCCCACCUGGACACCACCACAAACCUUUUAAGGAGGAUGGAUAACCGGCUUGAGAGCAUGGACAGUAAUUACUAUCUCAUAGACAAUAGGGUGGCCUCCCUUGAGGCAUAG